Moneuplotes crassus is the source of this 898-nucleotide messenger RNA. NCBI's taxonomy places the organism in Eukaryota, Ciliophora, Spirotrichea, Euplotida, Euplotidae. The record is from the annotation of a GenBank genome assembly.
CUAGCCAAAUUUUAAAUGGCAACUAUUGAAGAGCAAUAUACUGAAGAAGAGGAAUACCAGAAGGAGUUUGAAGAGAAUGCUGAAAACCAUGAACCUUCGCUAGAGGAGUACAUUGACAUAAUCACUCAGCAUCAGAAAUAAAUGAGAGGAGGAAGGCAAAUAUGUUGAAGCCGAGAUGGCCAUGAACAGAGUCAAGGAACUUAAGGAGCAACUAAAGAACCGUGAUAAUGAAGAGCUUCAACAAAUACAUGCUGAAGAUCUUGCUGAGCUUGAGGAGACUCAUAUCCAAGAAUUCAAUGCUUUCAAUGAAGAAUGGGAUAAAAUUAUGAGCCAGUUCCAAAUCCAUGCUUCUGAACUGAUCAGGUCACUGGAAGAGAAGCAUGACCAGCAAAUUCAAGAGGAGAUGCAGAGGAUAAAUGAAAAGCUUGGUGAUAAGUAUAAGAAAUCUCCUGAGCUGCUUUCUCUUAUCUCAACACAGAAGAAUCUGGCGAAACAGAAGGAAUAUCGGGAAGCUCAUAAAAUUCAAAUCGAGGCUCAGGAACUUGAGAGAAGAGAGAGGGAGAACAUCGAGAAGCACGAGACAAGGAUAAUCCGAAGCCAGGAGAAGGAAAUGGAGUCCCUCCGUGAGAAAAUAAUCGCAGGAGAAAAUGAACAAAAGAAGGAAAGGGCACUUAAACUUGAGUGAAUGUUCCAACGUUAUCAAAAUUCAAAAGCCGAACUCCAAGGACAACAGAAGAAGGACCAGAAUAUGCUGAAGAAAGGAUUCUCUGGGUUUAACCCUAAUAUGUCUCAGGUUAGCAGAGCUAGUGGCCGUUCUCAAGCUUCUUCUAUGAAGAGUAUUCAUCGUUCUGGCCAAAAGAAGAAGCCAUCGAAUAUGUCUUCAAGGAAAGUUAUUUAA